Molecule: messenger RNA, 1148 nt
Organism: Phalacrocorax carbo (great cormorant)
Lineage: Eukaryota; Metazoa; Chordata; Aves; Suliformes; Phalacrocoracidae
Source: RefSeq, a predicted model, not a curated record
UCCCAGAGGCCUCCGCGGGGGCGGCCGGGCCGGGCCUGGCGUCUCCGGCCUCACCGGGGCCCGGGGGUGGCGGCGGCGGGGCCGAGCCCGCCCCCGUGAGCGGCAGCCGGAGCGCAGGGGUCCUGGGCUGGUCCCCGCCCGGGCCGGGGCUGCGUUUGCAUGAGCCCCCCGCAACCCCUACCAGCUCUGACGGCGGCCGGGGCUGAGCGGGGCCGUCCCGCCAUGGCGGCGGGGAGCGGGGGAGCGGGGGCGUCCGCCCGGGAGCACCGGCUGGAGCCCGGGGACACGCUGCCGGGGCUGGCGCUGCGCUACGGGGUGACGAUGGAGCAGAUCAAGCGCGCCAACCGCCUCUACACCUCGGACACCAUCUUCCUCAAGCCCACCCUCCUCAUCCCCGCGCCGGUGCAGCCGGGGGGACCCUGUCCCGAGGACAAGGAUGAGGACAAGGACGUGCCCGUCCCCCCGGGGGACGCCCCGGCCGCCACGUCCCGCCACGACCUCUCGGCCACCGAUUUCCUGCGGCAGCUCGACGCUGAGAUCGGGCGCUCCAAGGCAGCGGCGGCAGCACGUCUCCGCACCGGUGGCACAGGCACGGCUGAGGCUGAAGGCACACGGAUCCCCGAUGCCAAGGGCCCACCGGCCCCCCGGGGUCCCCGCCUCGGCCCCCGGCCCCUCACCAGGACCCCACGGGCGGCCGCCCUCCGUGACGCCGAGGACGAGAUCUUCACGCUGUGACACCAGGGACAUUGGGGAUGUGCCACCGUGACUCCCACCCCGCGGUGACGGGGACCUCGGGACACCCCCAGCACCCAGCCCCACCCAGGGGAUACUGGAAGGGACACAGGGAUUUUUUUUGGGGGGGGAUACACAGUGUCCCCUCCCUGUCUCCUUCGAGGGGCCGUCCUGCUGCAGGGACACCGAACGCCUGGGUGCAGAGCCAGCCCUCCCACAGGGCUACUGGGAGCUACUGGGAGGCACUGGGACAAGAUUUACCAGCUGGUUAUAUUUAUUUUUACAUCUUUGCUCUUGCGGGGGGUUUUUGGGGGGUGGCACCCUGCCAGCCCCCCAUGCCAGUGCCUGGACUCCAUGGGGAUGGGGAUGGUCACCCCCCUACCCCAACAGCCUGUAAAUAAAACAGAUCACUGUCA